AUGUCAACCCCUCAUGGUUUUCUGCAAUUAACGAUCUUAGAAAGUUCCAGCAAUUACUUUAUUUACUUUCCUGUCGAAAAAGACAAGGGCAAAGACAUAAGACGACUCAUAGCAUUCAAAGAGUCGGAGGUUAAACUUGGAAUAGCUGAUCAUGUUACACCGGAACCUGGCGAGAGAUUCAAAUGUUUGAUCAAAGUCGGUACCAAAUCCGAGCAUUUAAUGCAUGAAAGGGAAAAUUACAGAAAAUACUUUUUUGAAAGACACCAACCUAAGAACAAAAUGAAUCAUAUGAUGAAUGUCUGGGCGUCGAAAGGCUGGGUUUUUGAUAUUAAAGGCAAACCUCUGCCAUCUUCUCUCUCAGGUCCGCCUGAACAAUCAAAGGAAAAACGUCUACCAUCUUCUCUUCCAGCUCCAUCUAAUCAGUCAGGGACCAAUACGGACGCGCCGAAAAACCCUAAAGAGAAGAAAAAGCUUUUUGGCAAUACUUUCCCAUCAAAAGAAGAAAUAGCCCAGUGGAAGGCGUCGAAUAAAGCUAGCGAUAGUAAGCCCGCCUCUGACCCUCUUCCAAAUUCGUCCAACCCGACGAUCACCGAUGGCAAAAGUAAGCUAAAUUUUAAGAUACCUUCCGAGGAGGAGUCACUAUUCGUCUCUGAAGGCGAAGAUACGGAUUGGAAGUCUGCAGCAGGUGACAGGGCGAAAAAGGCGAGGGAAGAAAGAGAUAGAGCAGCGCAGGGGAAAAAGCCAAUCAGGAAUCCUCCAACGGAGAAAUCGUUUUCGUCGGACGAAGAUAAUGAUUCCCCACCUUUCAAACCGCGCUCUAGACCAAGCACCACAAGGACAGGCAAAACUCGAGAACCUACUAAGCCUACCAAGAAGAUGACGACGAAUACUAAUCCAGUGGGCGACAAUUCCAAUGCAGGCGAGGGAGGCAGAACCGCAAAGGCGCAUGAACGUCGUCGCAGUAGGAGUCCUGAUAGAAGCCUCAAAAAGCCCGCAGUUCUGCAUCAAAGGGGAGAGAGUACCCAUGCUUCCUCUCAUACAAAGAAAGGAGUAGCAGUAAAAAUAGGAAGCAGUAGCCACAACAAAAGCGUAGGUAAAAGUGAAUCAGGGAGAGAAACUAGGGUUAAGAAGAUGAAGGAUCCAAACCCACCACCAACACUAAUGCAAAUAGCUGAUAUGGACUUGGACGAUGCCGAAAACGAGUGGGCAAAGAAACAUAGGACGCCAUUUUAG
Botrytis porri is the source of this 1233-nucleotide messenger RNA. RefSeq lists its product as uncharacterized. The transcript has 2 exons. NCBI's taxonomy places the organism in Eukaryota, Fungi, Ascomycota, Leotiomycetes, Helotiales, Sclerotiniaceae. The coding region runs from base 1 to 1233 and encodes 410 amino acids. The record is from RefSeq and is a predicted model, not a curated record.